Molecule: messenger RNA, 2614 nt
Organism: Terrapene triunguis (Three-toed box turtle)
Lineage: Eukaryota; Metazoa; Chordata; Testudines; Emydidae
Product: C-type lectin domain family 2 member D-like
Exons: 7
Coding region: 1641-2279 (212 amino acids)
Source: RefSeq, a predicted model, not a curated record
CUAGUGUUAAGUAACAUGAUUGUAAAUUCUACUGUAGGCAUGACGCGUAUGUUUAUUCCUUGUAAUUAAACUUGGGACGAAGAAGAAUUUAAAACUAUGUUAAACACCUUAGGUAAAUAUUUGUCAUAUUUUAACAUAAGUGUAGACAAACCCUAAAAUAACUGACAGAGAUAAGAAGAAACCUUUUACUUUCCUCUAUUUUUUCCUAUCUCAGAUGUCCAAUGCCAAUGAUUUAAAUGUCCACACUGUUAACUAUUUCACUGCUCAAAGAAUGUAAGAAAAGAGGGAGAGGAGGGUCAUAUUAAGAAGAUCUUUAUGACUGCCAGCUCAUUCUGAUGCUACGGGAAGAAAUUUUGGGAAAUUAUUGCCAAUUUUCCCCCCAAUCAGGAAGGAGCCACACCCCAAAAACCCAGCAGAACCCAGAAACCUUCCCUGAUCAUAUUUUUAGCAUUGAACAAUCUAUUCUGAGGGGCAAUUGAACGGGUCAGACAUUUUUCAUAGAAAGGGUUUUUCAUGUCAGACUGUUUCAUUUACAAACGCAAACAGGAGCUACAGCUUAUGUUUUCUAGAUCAAAGUAUCCAUCGGUACCGAGAAGCUGCCUUCUUUCAUGAUUUUAAACAAAUAAAAUAAAGGACUAUUUCAUCUUUUUCAUAUAAUAACGUCAAUAGCAGUAAUGCAUAUUAUGUACUAAUACUCACAUCAUGGAAUAACAUCAAAAAUGUAAAUGAAAAGCCCUAUCAAAUAAAAUAAAAAAUUCUAAAUAAAAGUUUUAAAAUGCCAAUAUAAUUUUUUUUUCUAAAGCCAAACAUUUUCCAGAAUCCAAUUUGGAAGAAAAUUUCAAAUAUAUUGGCAUGUAUUCUGAUUCGGAACGAAAAUAUUUCGAAAUGCCAAAACUUCCGGCGAAACGGAAAUUUGGAAUUCUGACCAGCUCUAAGUGGCAUCUAAUGUUGGCAUCUCAAAUCAGUGAGAGUUGGUUUGGAGGCGGAUUGUGGGAGAAUACCACUACUAUUUUCUCUCUCCCUCCUCGGCUCAAAUCCUGGUCAUCAACAGGGAGUGGUUGCUGCCCAUCCAAACCACCCAUGCCAGAGCCUCACUCUCAUAAGCCACGCCUCUUAUUUUGGCAGACGUCAAGCCUCUGUCUGGAAUACUGCAGAAUAUUUCAAGCACAGCAGCUGAGCGGCGGCUUGGCUCUGCACAAGGGUUAUAGAUACCAUCUGACCCUUUCUCUCUCCAGCAUUUAAUGACAGAGCUGAUUAGACUCACUUGAGAGUCUUGUUAUGGAUCACUAGAGUUGAGAUCACUGAUAGCCAGGUACAUGCUAAGUCUUACAGCUACUGUGGUGAAAGAGACUGCCCAGCCUACACUAGCAGAGAGGCUCCCCCAUUAAGAACUGAGUAAGGCCAACAACCAUGAGUGGGAUGCGGUAGAGGAAGAGGGGAGCGGCGUGUUAAAGGAACAUUUGUUUGCUGGACUUUCACACCGCAAGGUGAGGAACUGAGGUGAAGGAUACUGCCUAGCGUACUCUGGGCUGAAACAAGGAGAAAGAGCCAAUGCUCUGUGACCAGCUAGCUCUCUGCUGAGCCUCACCGAUCAGCAUGCAGACCACCCUCUGAGAUCCUCUGAGCUACACAAUUUUACCAUGUGCCAGUCGAUACUGAUUGCAGCCAGAAGAUACAGGAAAGCAAUGUGCCCCACUUGCUACAUGGAGAAUAGAGGAGAGACAGCUAAGGCACUUCCUAACUCUGCAGGCUCACAGACAAAAAACAGACCAGAUGAAUCUCACUUCUGGCUUUUCCGUAUCCUCUGGAAAUACAGAUUAGUCAUGGUCCUGUUUCUGGUUUUUCUCAUUAUUGCUGUUAUUGUUUUGGCAGUGGUUAGCAGUAGGCCCUGCCCAAAUCAUGCCACUACCACAUGUCCAGUCAAUUGGAUCGGGUCCCAAGGGAAAACAUACCCAUGGAAAUGCUACUAUUUCUCAAAAGUCGAUGGGGAUUGGAACUCCAGCCAGAGAAACUGCUCUUCGCUCGGUGCCUCCCUGGCUACAGUUGACACCCGGGAGGAAAAGGAGUUUAUGCUGCACUAUAAGGGACGCUCAGAAACCUGGAUUGGCCUUACCAGGGACCAAGCAGACAAGCCCUGGAAAUGGGUAAAUGACACCCCAUUCAAUGACCAGUUUCCAAUAAGGGGAGGAGGUGAAUGCGCGUAUCUGAAUGACGACAAAGGUAUCAGCAGCUCAAGAUGUAGCACAGGGAGACGCUGGGUCUGCAGCAGGCCAGCCUGAUGCACAAAGCCACGGCAAAAGGCAAUGCAAGGCCUUUGGAAUGAGGGAGAGUGAUUAGUCGUCAUUUGGCUUUCUGAACUGGAGAUAUUGACCACUGUCGACUCACUGAGGACUGGUCCAAACCUGUGUUUCGAUGGAAAACUGGGCUGGGAAAUGUAGUUCUCGUAGAUUCUGAGGCCAGAAGGGACCACUGUGAUCCCCACUCCUAGAUGGGAGACUGCGGUGCAUUGUGGGAGACGUAGUCUGACCGAGAGGCCUGGCAUGUAGAGGAGAAUGGGAGCAUGAGGAAACAGAACUACAUCUCCCAUGAGGUACCACAGCAGCAUUUCUAAAUC